AUGCAAGCCGUUCGUGUCCACCCAGCGCCUUCUGGAUCCGCGCCAUACACACCCUCCAACCCCGCGCCAUCUACAGCGCUCAAUCUUGAUCAAAAUGUUCCCAUCCCCAAGCCCUCCCAGCCAGGGGACAUCCUCGUUCGCGUCAAAGCCACAUCCAUUAUCCGUGACAUGCUAACCUGGCCGGAGACCUACGCUCACGAGUACGCCAUUCUCGGCAGUGACAUUGCUGGAGUUGUGACCGAGGUCCUUUCGCCUACCAGCAAGUUCAAGCCAGGUGAUAACGUCUUCGGUAUGACAGAUGUAAACCGCGCGGCUACAUGGGCCGAAUACACGAUCGCCAAAGAGGAUGAAAUCGCGCUGAAGCCGACUGCCUUGAGCUUCGCCGAGGCUGCAGCCAUGCCACUCAGUGCUUCAACGGCGUACGAGGCCUUGUUCGAGCAUGCCGGCAUUCCUCGACCCACUGUGGAUGAGCUCCGCUCGCGGUCCGCACGGAUCAAAGACCGCCGCGUGCUAAUCACCGGAGCAGGCGGCGCUCUCGGCCUAUAUCUCGUGCAAAUGGCUGCAGGUGCUGGCGUAACUGUAGUUGCCGCGAGCAGCUCGAAUUCUCGCAAUGGUGAAUUUCUCCGGGCCCUAGGUGCAGACGAAGUGGUCGAGUAUAGCAUGCUGGAGGAACAUCGAGGGACAUUCGACGUUAUUAUUGAUGUUGUCGGGGGUGAUUUGUUGAAGAAAUGUUGGGGCUAUGUAAAGGAGACAGGGGUUUUGAUUUCGCUGGAGUCUGCCAGCUAUGAUUUUGUUGAAGAGCAUCGGAAGCUCGGGCUUUGUAAGGAUGGAGUUCGUGCGGUCUUUUUCGUCGUCAAAGGCAGCUCGGAAGCCUUGCGCUACAUUGCUGAUGCAGUGGACGCAGGUGCCCUUCGGUCAUUUGUUGUGGACACAUACCCGCUCACGAAAGCGCGAGAGGCGUAUGAUCUUGCGAAUGGGCGGUAUUCUGGGCGUGGGAAGUUCAUUCUCAGUAUUUGA
Molecule: messenger RNA, 1017 nt
Organism: Penicillium longicatenatum
Lineage: Eukaryota; Fungi; Ascomycota; Eurotiomycetes; Eurotiales; Aspergillaceae
Product: NADP-dependent oxidoreductase
Exons: 1
Coding region: 1-1017 (338 amino acids)
Molecular function (GO): oxidoreductase activity
Source: RefSeq, a predicted model, not a curated record